This is a messenger RNA of Tupaia belangeri chinensis (Chinese tree shrew), 3568 nucleotides long. RefSeq names its product defective in cullin neddylation 1 domain containing 1 (gene DCUN1D1). NCBI's taxonomy places the organism in Eukaryota, Metazoa, Chordata, Mammalia, Scandentia, Tupaiidae. The transcript is spliced from 8 exons. Gene Ontology annotation, biological process: protein neddylation. Gene Ontology annotation, molecular function: cullin family protein binding; ubiquitin-like protein binding; ubiquitin conjugating enzyme binding. Gene Ontology annotation, cellular component: ubiquitin ligase complex. The record is from RefSeq and is a predicted model, not a curated record. The coding region runs from base 61 to 927 and encodes 288 amino acids.
UACCCAGUACCCUUUAUAAACAAGUUGAAAUCAUCGCAGAAGGAUAAAGUUCGUCAGUUUAUGAUCUUCACACAGUCUAGUGAAAAAACUGCAGUAAGUUGUCUGUCUCAAAAUGACUGGAAGUUAGAUGUUGCAACAGAUAAUUUUUUCCAAAAUCCUGAACUUUAUAUACGAGAAAGUGUAAAAGGAUCACUGGACAGGAAGAAGUUAGAGCAACUGUACAAUAGGUACAAAGAUCCUCAAGAUGAAAAUAAAAUUGGAAUAGACGGUAUACAGCAGUUCUGUGAUGACCUGGCACUCGACCCCGCCAGCAUCAGCGUGUUGAUUAUAGCAUGGAAGUUCAGAGCAGCAACACAAUGCGAGUUCUCCAAACAGGAGUUCAUGGACGGCAUGACGGAAUUAGGAUGUGACAGCAUAGAAAAACUAAAGGCCCAGAUACCGAAGAUGGAACAAGAAUUGAAAGAACCAGGACGAUUUAAGGAUUUUUACCAGUUUACUUUUAAUUUUGCAAAGAAUCCAGGACAAAAAGGAUUAGAGGGCACGUGUGCUUGCUGGAGAGAGACAGAGAAAGACACACAGAGGGAAAGUGAUGAAGCACACGUCCCGUGGAUGAUGGUCAUGCUACGAUCCCGUCUCCAUUUCUCCCACCCCUCAGGAUUUGGGGCAUAUUUAGAAAUGGCCAUUGCUUACUGGAACUUAGUGCUUAAUGGAAGAUUUAAAUUCUUAGACUUAUGGAAUAAAUUUUUGUUGGAACAUCAUAAACGAUCAAUACCGAAAGAUACUUGGAAUCUUCUUUUAGACUUCAGUACAAUGAUUGCAGAUGACAUGUCUAAUUAUGAUGAGGAAGGAGCAUGGCCUGUUCUUAUUGAUGACUUUGUGGAAUUUGCACGCCCUCAAAUUGCUGGGACAAAAAGUACCACAGUGUAGCACUAAAGGAACCUUCUAGAAUGUACAUAGUCUGUACAAUAAAUACAACGGAAAAUUGCACAGUCAAUUUCUGCUGGCUGGACUGAACUGAAGAUCAAUCCUCACAAUUCCAACUGAGGGUUGAGACAAAACUUUAAGGAUACAUCUUGGACCAUAUCGUAUUUCAUUCUUCUAAUGGUGGUUUGGGCUUGUCUUCUAGUCUGGGCCGCUCUAAACAUUUAUAAUUCCGACAUUGUGGAUUUCAUCUUAUAUCUGUGGACCAUCCUAGCUUAUUCUCCCAUAAGUCUUAGAAGCUUUAUGGUGAUUAUUUUGAGGUUUCCAUUCUGGCAUAAAGCACAAUGCUGUCUUCAUCAGAAAACAGUUUGGCCUAAGAAUUAAACAUAUGAACAUCACAAACAAUUUAUAAAAACUUCUUAAAUAUAUGCUUUGGGCUAGUUGCAAAGACUAUGCUGACAGCACUUCCAGUGAGAGUGAUGUAUUUAAGUGUACCGGAUCUGAAAUGGUGUUUUGGUUUGGGGGGAUUUGUUUUUUCCUUUUUCUUUUUUUUGCCUGGCAAAUCACAUGCAUUGUUGAUAUGAGUAGAGUAUCUGAUGAAAAAAAUUUCAAAAUAACCAACGUAAAACAUUUUUAGGAUAACUCAGUGCCUACCUGAAAAAUGUAUUGUGUUUAGACUCUUGAUUUCCAAAGGUUCCACAGAACUUCUCUGCACUGACCUGACCCGUGUUUAUCGCCAGUCCUGCAGGAGUCUUUAUUUAGCAAAUGUCUGCGUAAUGUCAGCCCACUCCCGUGUCCAUUACUCGCCACGUCACCGGGUUUCACUGCGCUUUUGAAAUGCUCCUGUGCCUGUCAAAUAAGUUAAACUAUUUAAUUUGUUUUGAAUGUUUUGGAUUGCUACACAAUACAAUAUUCUAAAUUUAGGCAUGGGGGCUUAUUUUUUUGUUUUAUUUUGGUUUGUUUUUUGGUUUUUUGUUUUUGGUGGGUUUCUGGGGGGUCAUCGAACUAUGGAAAACAAAUGAAAUUCUCUUAAUUUAUAAGAAGAUAGUAGGAAUUAAAAUUUGCAAGUGGUUGUGAUGAGCCAUGAAGUUCAACCUUUAUAAUAUACAGGUACUGCUCUUUCAGACAAAUAGUCCGUUUUUGAUGACUUCUUAUUUUGUUGAAAUUACUUUAGCUUCUAAUCAUUGUGAUUGCCAAAUAUUUACUUCAGAAGCAAAGAUAUUUGAACAAGCAUACACUUGAUGCAAAUACCAAUCUGGCUCUACUUUCGUAAAUUAUCUAAAGUCUUUAUUCUCUGUCUCACUCAGAUUAGCUUAGUUUUCACAUCAAAGCAGAAUGCUGUCUCAUGUGUCUUUUUUUUUCAUUACAAGACUAAUGAACUGCUUUCAUGCUGGAAAUGCUCAUGUCUGUUCACUUACUAGCAUGUGAAGAAGAGGUUUAUUGCCUUUUUAAACAUUUCUAUAGGGCAGGUUAAAAAUACAAAACUUCAAGUGUUGGAUGACUGAUCUUUCAUAGGAAUAGAUUUUGCUCAGUAUCUUGAGGCUCUCACUAAGGUUUCAUAUUAAUAUGAAAAGGGAAUGUACUUCAGAAUAGCAUUAAGGCAGUGAUUUUAAGAAACAAUAAUGUUAAAACUGCUUAUUUACAUGAUUUCGAGAUUGACUAGAAAGAAGAUUUCUCCCUAGAUAUUAUAGUAAUAUUCCAAUCAUAACUUUAAUUCAAGAAUGCAAUUCUACUGAAAGAAAAUUUGAAAUUUUCUAUUUAGGUUGCCGGAAUUGGUUAUUAAAAGAAAAAGAAAAAAAUAACUCUGCUGCUUUCAGUAUUUCCUGAUUUCAUUUUUAUAACUAUAAGAGGAAGUUCAAUUAUGAAAAAUUUAAAAAAGAUGUAUAUACACACAUAUAUACACAUACGUGUGUGUGUGUAUUUGAUAAUGUAAUGAGAUAUAUAGACACACACUGUUUUGUUUUCUGUCUUAAAGAUUUUGAGUUAUGAUAUUUUUUCAGAUUGGUUAAUUCAAGUAUGCUGUGUUUUGAAAUGAGAUCCCAUUAGGGUUUGUUUUUUUUUUUUUCAAUAUAAAUUGUUUUUCAUAAAAGCCUAAUAUUGGUUUAUGGCCUAGUGCCUUGGGGUUUUACAGAUUUUUCCUUUUAAAUGCAAGACCUUUUCAACAAAAUAGUGUUUGUCAUCAGUUUGGUACUAAACAUUUAUAAUUACUAUGUAAUUAUAAACAAAAAUACAUAAAGCUUUGAAUAUAAUUAUGUAGCAUAAAAGGUAAGAUUGUUCACUAUGAUGGCAUCUUAGAAUUAAAACUAUUUCUAGGGCUGAAAAGAAGACUGAUUUGAUGUGGUGUGAUUAUUCUGAGGAUGAAUGUCUGUUACGGGAAGGAUUUUGUGCUAAAAAUGCUUAUAUGUAUGUAUGGCUGUGUGUGUGUGUGUGUGUGUGUGUGAAAGAGAGAGAGAUUGGCAAAGGGAGAGAGACACAUACACACUCACACACACACACACACACACACACACACUUGAAUUGCUUUAAUUUGUGUUUCUGUCUUCAUUCUGACAAAUUCCCCAUGCUGGUAUGUUUUAAACUGAACCACAGGUACAGUUUCUCUUUUGCCAAAUGUCAGAACAGGUACACAUUUAAAAUGUAACGCUUU